This is a messenger RNA of Porites lobata, 1089 nucleotides long. The record is from the annotation of a GenBank genome assembly. Lineage: Eukaryota; Metazoa; Cnidaria; Anthozoa; Scleractinia; Poritidae.
AUGGAGAGGCCCCAUUCCAAAGAGGCAACCACUCUCCCCGCUAUCGUUAACAGUAGCAACUCGGACGAGAGAAAGGAUGGGAGAUUCGGCCGAAUGGAGAACCUCGAAGAUCGGUUGGCAAUCCAGGAGAAAACUACAAGAUCCCUUGUUGACAGGGCACUUACUGUAAAAGAAGACAUUAUUGAAAGCCUAAGCAUCGCCCAGAUGAGUUGGCAAGGCGAGAAGAAAGCAAGGUCCUUGCUACAGGAACACAUACGAACGAUAACAACUGUUGUGAAAAGAUUGAGCAGGGAGAUUGAAAACUUGGAGAGCGAGAUUCGGUCCAGACAAAGUCAAGUGGAAGGACACAGCACAGCCGUGAAAAAUUUAGAACUUCAUCAUGUUGCUGGAGUUACGGAUUUGAGAGGCCGUGUUGCAAGGUGUGAUUCAGCUAUUCAGAGGCUCAUGUCAGAUAUGAGAAGCAACAACGAAGUCAUAAACGAUUUUAGACAAAAGCAAGAACUUGCAAUGAAAGAUUCCCGUGAUCAAAUGAGCUCUCUAGAGAAGAGCAUUUCUGAUUUGACAUUGAAAGUGGAGAAAUAUGUGCUCGAUCAGUCGACCAGUAUCCAAAAAGUAAAAGGAGAAGCAGACCAGCGUGUUGUACAGCUCGAUUCUAAAACUAAAACUGUUGUUGAGGAUAUUCGAGGCAGUAUUUCCUCAAACCGUUUGUGGGCAGAGUCAGAAUAUUUUAAAUUAACUCAGGAUUUUCAAACUAGGCUAGAGAGGUUUGAAGGCCUCAUGGUGGAAAGACAGGACAAACUGGAAAGAAGAGUAGACCAUUAUCUGGCCAAGGUAGAUAAAAUUUUGGAGGAGGAGAAAAGCAAGUAUUAUAACAUCUGGGAGGUGAGACUGAAGGAAGUGAAGUCGGAACAGGACAGGAUUAUGCAUAAUUUAAUGGCAGAGAUGAGAAAUGAAUACAGACAAGGAUUUAACAAUGUGCAUGAAAGUAUUUCCAGUCUACAGCGAGUGUUCCAUGCAAAACUGAAAUUGCUUGAAGAUGACUUGCGUAAAGCUAUCAAUAAUGUUCUUAGAAUGGUUGUACUUGUAUGA